AGUCCCUGUAAAUUUUGUGAGCCUUUUAUCGAACCCGGACUGCCGAGAUGGAUAUUGCUGCGGUCUGUAAGAACGGCGUCGAGAUAUACCGCUUUGACCUCCUCAACAAGUCGUUGAGGAAACUCAUAACACUACAGGGAUCCCACGUUACCAACGCGGAAGGCUUCCAUUGGAACGCAGAUGGCACGCUUUGUGCUUGUAUGAAUAACGAGAACGGUAUCACCGUCUAUGACGUGACCAAAGACUACAAGGAGAUCGUUAUGGUGGCCACGCCAAACUCCAAGAGCUUCAAGAACUUCUACUUUUCUCCUCUGUCCAAUUAUAUGGUCACAUUCGAGAGGUAUGAUGCUGAGCGUGAGCUACCCAAUCUAGCCUUGUGGAGUGUGGCUGGUCGGUGCAAGGCUGUGGAGAGCCGCAUGAAGAGGAUGAAUAAGCAUCUAUGGCCAGCAAUGAAGUGGACUGAUGAUGAAGCCUACUGCGUGCGGAUAUUACCCGACGCUGAUAUCUUACAAGUGUUGAACUCGAGAAAGGCAUCUACCAAUGAGCAGAAGAUCCCGGGUAUCCAACAGAUUGAGCUCUCCCCUUCGGGUCCUGAGGUAGAAGGCGAGCCAAAGGUGGCGUGUGUGGUCUCUAGAGGGACGGAAAGGCGCCCAGCGGUUCAUGUGUCGGUGCUGAGUGAGCCUCAGAAAUUCGUCUUGUCAUACAGCUUCCCAGAGGGUGAUGAUAUAAGCCUCUAUUGGAACGCCUCAGGCAGCAAGCUCCUUGGCCUCCUCAGUUUGGACGUAGACGAAUCUGGGAAGAGCACCUACUAUGGCACUAACAUGCUUUACCUCUUUGAUUUGGUAUCUAAUGUAGUGUCGAGGGUCGCUUGCAACUCCCCUAUACAUGAUAUCGGAUGGUGUCCAGGGAAUGCUCGGAAGGAUAGAAUCGGGAGUUCAUGUGGUGACGAUCCCGAGGAAGAGCUCAUCCUCAUUUCGGGCCGGAUCCCACCUGAGACGACUCUUUUCAGCACUAGCAGUAUCAAGAGCAAUGCUUCUGAGGCGUCGUCGAGUGGUACAGAGGAUGGGUCGGCUAGUAUACGGAAGCUCAAUGUUGUACAUAGCAUGGGUAAAGCGAAGCGGAACACAGUGUGUUGGAAUCGAUAUGGCCGGUACGCUGUAGUAGGCGGCUUCGGUAACAUGGCAGGGGAGAUGGACUUCUGGGAUAUGGCUGAAUACAAGGUUGUAGGCAGCCUUCGAGCGGAGUGCCCAGUGAUCAGCGUGUGGGCACCUGAUGGGCGUCAUUUCUCUACUGCCACGACUUGGCCGCGUAUGCGUGUCGAUAACAAAAUCGACAUCUACUCCUAUACGGGCCGUUUGAUCUGCCGUCAUGAGUUUGAUGAGCUUUACAGUGCCUCUUGGAAACCCUCUACAGCCUUCCAUGAUGUACCGAGUUCGCCUCGAGCAUUAGCAACUGCAUUGGACGGCCCGCCAGCUCCUGUUGCUUCGAAGGCUUAUCGUGCUCCGGGAAAGUCUCCUCAGCCUGAUUCCCACGAUGGUAGCGAGACCAAUGGUGGCCGCUAUAGCACGAAUGAGGAGGUCUCCACUGAGGAAGAACGUCGUCGAGGAUUGUUUAGUGCACUUCUGAGAGGCGAGGUUGAUCUCGAGGAUCUGUCGCCUGAAGAACGUGCUGCCUAUGGUGAUAGACCAGAGAGGAAGAGUAAACACCCUAGCGUUAAAGGUGAUGCUCGUCGUGAGUCUUCCCCUGAGGCGAAGAGCAGCGAGGCUCAGUCCUCCGAUCAUGAUACUAGAAGGCGGUCACCAGUGGCUGCCGCAGCUCCUCCUGUCCCUCCUCCUGCUCCAAUGGUCGCUACUCCUCCGUCCACACCCUCACCGCAACGUCCAAAACUGGCUCCAGCUCCGGAACGAGGCUGGUAUUAUAAGGACCUGUCGGAUACCGUUCAAGGGCCAUUCUCUCGAGAGGCUAUGCGAAGAUGGUUCGAACAGGGGUACUUGAAGCCGGAUCUGCUGCUGCGCAUUGGCAAGAGCCCUAGUUUCCGCUUCCACCCACUGAGGGAGCUUUUCCCUGCACCUGCCGAGUCGCCGAACCCUCGAGCGAGUGCACCUUUCCUGGACCUGAUGGUAGCCCCUUCUGAUUGGGUUACACAGAUGGUGCAGAUGAUCGCACAGAAGCAUGAGCAGCAACAGCAACAGCGGCAACAGCAGGAAAAAAGAGAAUGAGCUGACUGUUCAUCAUGACUGCUAUUAGCAUUAUCACCGUCGCCACUCUCAAUAGCUUUGAGAAGA
Molecule: messenger RNA, 2285 nt
Organism: Perkinsus marinus ATCC 50983
Lineage: Eukaryota; Perkinsozoa; Perkinsida; Perkinsidae
Exons: 16
Coding region: 48-2219 (723 amino acids)
Biological process (GO): translational initiation
Cellular component (GO): cytosolic small ribosomal subunit
Molecular function (GO): protein binding; translation initiation factor activity; ribosome binding
Source: RefSeq, a predicted model, not a curated record